Trematosphaeria pertusa is the source of this 660-nucleotide messenger RNA. Its product is annotated as ATP-dependent RNA helicase DHX8. The coding region runs from base 1 to 660 and encodes 219 amino acids. NCBI's taxonomy places the organism in Eukaryota, Fungi, Ascomycota, Dothideomycetes, Pleosporales, Trematosphaeriaceae. The record is from RefSeq and is a predicted model, not a curated record. The transcript has a single exon.
AUGGACGAAUCCAGAGCAAGCCAGACUCCCUACCGUCAAAUCCGAGCGAAACACGACGAGAAUACAGUCACCGUCUACCAAGCAUAUAGCGCCGAAAUAGCCAUUCCGGCAGUCAAGUCUCAGAAACUCAGCGCAUCCCCAAGCUUCAGCACAACACGCAUGACAUGGAUCAAGCCAUCCUGGGCUUGGAUGCUCUACCGCAGCGGCUACUCGUACAAGGACUCCAGACAGACACAUAUCCUGGCUCUGACCUUGAGUCGCCAGACCUUUGUCUCUCUUCUGAGGACAGCGAUGGUGCACGGGAAUGAAGCCCAUGAUGGAAACGCGAAUCUCGGAGCUGAACGGAGGAUAAAGAAGGAAAGAGUGAGAGUGCAGUGGGAUCCUGAGCGCACCGUGAGGUUAGGGAAGCUGCCGUAUAGGAGCAUACAGAUAGGCGUGCCCGGAGGAUUGGUGGAUGAGUUCAUGGAGGGCAUCGUCCGCAUUGAAGAUGUCACGGAGAAGGCACGGAAAUUGAAGAGUGUACUUGACGAGGAUGUGAAGACCAAGCUGGGAAUGGAGGAUUUAAAGAGGAUGGAGUUGUCUCCGGAAGAGACGGAGGUUGAGAUUGAUGACGAGUUGCGAAAGAUUCUACGUAUGGAUGUAAAUGAAGAGGUAUCAUGA